AUGAGUGGCUUUGGUGCGGCGAUGGGGGCAGCUUCUGGCAACAGCGGCUUUGGUCAGCAACUGCCUACUGGUGCUGCGGUCGGAUUUGGAGGAAAUACCGCUAUGGGAGGCGGAGAUAUGGCUGCUGCUCCAUUCGGUGGAAAUACAGGUGUCACACAGGGUUUUGGGACUACAAAUACAGCAGCAUUCGGGACCGCUCAGGCUGGUGCUGGCUUCGGUGCCCCGUCAAAUGCAGGAACAUUUGGCAACGCCCCAGCUGCCGGUGGGUUCGGCGCAGCGGCUAACACAGCGGCUCCUGCUACUGGGGGAUUUGGUACUGCUGGAGGAUUUGGCGCAGCGGCUAAUACAGCAGCUCCCGCUACUGGAGGAUUUGGUACUGCCGGUGGAUUUGGCGCAGCAACCAACACAGCAGCUCCUGCUACUGGUGGAUUUGGUACUGCUGGAGGAUUUGGCGCAGCGGCUAAUACAGCAGCUCCACCUUCCGGGGGAUUUGGUACUGCCGGUGGGUUCGGCGCAGCAACCAACACAGCAGCUCCUGCUACUGGAGGAUUUGGUACUGCUGGAGGGUUUGGUGCAGCAGCUAAUACAGCAGCCCCUGCAGCUGGUGGGUUUGGUACUGCCGGUGGAUUUGGCGCAGCAACCAACACAGCAGCUCCUGCUACUGGGGGAUUUGGUACUGCUGGAGGGUUUGGUGCAGCAGCUAAUACAGCAGCCCCUGCAGCUGGUGGGUUUGGUACUGCCGGUGGAUUUGGCGCAGCAGCCAACACAGCAGCUCCCGGUACUGGAGGGUUUGGUGCAGCAGCUAAUACAGCAGCCCCUGCAGCUGGUGGGUUUGGUACUGCCGGUGGAUUUGGCGCGGCAGCCAACACAGCAGCUCCUGCUACUGGAGGAUUUGGUACAGCAGCCAACACAGCAGCUCCCGGUACUGGAGGGUUUGGUGCGGCAGCUAAUACAGCAGCCCCUGCAGCUGGUGGGUUUGGUACUGCCGGUGGGUUUGGCGCGGCAGCUAAUACAGCAGCUCCCGCUACUGGUGGGUUUGGCACAGCAGCUAAUACAGCAGCUCCUGCAGCUGGUGGGUUUGGCACAGCAGCUAAUACAGCAGCUCCCGCUACCGGUGGGUUUGGCGCAGCAACCAACACAACAGCUCCUGCUACCGGUGGAUUUGGUGCUGCAGCCACAGGCACUGCAUCUAGCACAGCAGCUCCCGCUACUGGGGGAUUUGGCGCAGCAGCUAAUACAACAGGUCCCGCUACUGGAGGAUUUGGGGCUGCAGCUAACACGACAGCUCCCGCUACCGGUGGGUUUGGCGCAGCAACCAACACGACAGCUCCUGCUCCUGGUGGAUUUGGUGCUGCAGCCACAGGCACUGCAUCUAGCACAGCAGCUCCCGCUACUGGGGGAUUUGGCGCAGCAGCUAAUACAACAGGUCCCGCUACUGGAGGAUUUGGGGCUGCAGCUAACACGACAGCUCCUGCUACCGGUGGAUUUGGGGCUGCAGCCACAGGCAGUGCAUCUAGCACAGCAGGUCCUGCUACUGGGGGAUUUGGUGCUGCAGCCACAGGCACUGCAUCUAGCACAGCAGCUCCCACCACCGGGGGAUUUGGGGCAGCAACUAACACAGCAGCACCCGCUACUGGGGGAUUUGGUGCUGCAGCAACAGGCACUGCAUCUAGCACAGCAGCUCCCGCUACUGGGGGAUUUGGUACAGCAGCUAACACGGCAGCUCCUGCUCCUGGUGGGUUUGGCGCAGCAACUAGCACAACAACUCCUGCUACCGGUCCGUUUGGUACUACAACAACGGGCACUGCAUCUAGCACAGCAGCACCCGCUACUGGUGGGUUUGGUGGUUUUGGUGCGACUCCUGCAGCAGGAGCAGGGGAAAAGAAAUUGGGGACUGGUACGACUAGUGGUACUAGCAUAGCUGCUGCCCCUGGCAGUGGGGGAAUCGGUUUUGGUAGUUCGGUUGCUGGGGGUCCAGCGAGUACUACAGGAGAAACGGCAAACGCUACAAAUCCGGGUCUGACAGCGAUGAAGAGUGAUACCGGGGUGGGUAUGCGUAAACCGGCUUCUGAAGAGCUUAAAGGAAAAAUGCUUUCCUCCAUUCUUGCACAAUUUGAUGAGUCCUUUUCUAGGGACUACCAUGACUUUCACAGACUCUCACAACUCAUGCUGGUGCGAGAUCGACAAAUCGUUGAGCGUGGAGAUGAAAUUCUCGCGUGUAGGGCCUAUCUGGAUGCUGCUAUCUCCUCCGCAGAGGCCUCGAAACAGGCAUUUGCUGAGCUAAAGAACAAGCAGAAUGCAAUUACGGCAAUGAUGCAGCGUUUAGAGGACGCCGUUAAACCUAUAUAUGCAAAGGUACAGCCACAAUUCACGAAGGCAGACGAAGCGCGUGAGGCGACAUAUGCUUCGGCGAUUAGCCUUUUCGAUGAAGUUGAGGCACUACGGUUACGGCUGCUGCAGUGUGUGGGACAGCACAACCGUUCACUCCGGCAGUUACGCGAGAGUGACGACUUGGAGAAAGUUGCUGGUCUCGUUGACUACCAGCUGAGUGCACUGGAAACCUGUGCAGGGAAGGCCGAGGAAUUGGAACACGAGAUCGAUUUAUUGUUGGGGAAGCCACCGGCAAUGUGA
Messenger RNA from Trypanosoma theileri, 2631 nucleotides. RefSeq lists its product as uncharacterized. The record is from RefSeq and is a predicted model, not a curated record. Lineage: Eukaryota; Euglenozoa; Kinetoplastea; Trypanosomatida; Trypanosomatidae. Bases 1 to 2631 code for a protein of 876 amino acids. The transcript has a single exon.